Venustampulla echinocandica is the source of this 4224-nucleotide messenger RNA. Its product is annotated as ATPase of HSP90 chaperone topoisomerase II kinase. The record is from RefSeq and is a predicted model, not a curated record. Gene Ontology annotation, molecular function: histidine phosphotransfer kinase activity; phosphorelay sensor kinase activity; protein binding. The transcript has 6 exons. The coding region runs from base 1 to 4224 and encodes 1407 amino acids. Gene Ontology annotation, biological process: protein autophosphorylation; phosphorelay signal transduction system. NCBI's taxonomy places the organism in Eukaryota, Fungi, Ascomycota, Leotiomycetes, Helotiales, Pleuroascaceae.
AUGGCGCCCACCAUUGAACCCCCCGCCAUCAUUGCCUUGUCGCAUGUUGCUGGGGUUUCCGAUGGGGCCAGAGCGAGAGAGCUUUAUAAAUACUUCCAACCCUCUGAGCCCGUCAACUCCGAUACCUGUUUUCCAGCCUCAAUAGCACCUGUACCUGCACCUGCAAGUGGAACUGGAACUCGAACUGGACCUGUCCAGCAGGCGGAGGAUGAGCCUCCCCGGCACGUCCCAGUCAAAUCAAACAUUACCGCUGCCAAGGUCGCCUCUCCUGAUACUGCUCUUACGGCCUUUUGCCAACUAGUAACAUGGCGAACUGGAUCACAGCGAGCCAUGAUCGGGCUCAUCGAUGCUAAGACUCAGUACUUUGUUGCCGAGAGCACGAAGACCGUGGACCUUUUCGAUACGGCCAGCCACGCCACUGGCGACGACAUCUGGAUGGGUUGCAGCAGUGUAUCAAAGACUGGAAAGCUAUGUGAGAAAACAAUAGCGGUAAAACCUUCGCCAAAUAAUAGCAGCUACCCAUCGUUUGUGGUCAACGACCUCAGCAAGGAUGAAUGUUUCAACCAAUUGCCCUUCGUCACUGGCCCUCCAAAUCUGAGAUUCUACGCGGGUGUCCCGUUGAUAACAGAAAAAGGGAUACCUAUUGGAAGCUUGUUUGUCGUUGAUGACCAGGUGAGAGAUGGGAUGAGCAAGGAAAAUAUCCAUUUUAUGGGCACCAUGGCGCAAACCAUUAUGAAACACUUGGAGAUGGUAAGAGGGGUUGAAGAGCAUCGUCGAAGCGUCAAGAUGAGUCGCGGUCUCGCCUCGUUUGUUGAAGGACGUGCAGAACUCCUCGAGGCUGAGGUCGACGUUUAUAGUGGUGAGGGAACCAAAAUCGCUGGCCAAUUUGCCUCUGAGCCACCAGGCUUUCCCGGGUCGAAGCCGAAUAGCCCACCUAGUAGUUCCAUAACCGCCCCCAUAGGUUCUCCCAGCAGCGUUGAUCGGAGAGACCGAGAACACUCGCAUUCCACUCCACUGACCAUGCUCAAGAGUGAACAGGCCACGAGAACAAGAGCCUCUCCUGACGACAAGCCGGAUAGCUCACUGCGACCUCCCGAAUACUCCACGCCCGAAUCCCAGGGUACAUCACUGGGAACAGCAACAUCAGGGAGUAUCAUCUGGUCUCGCUCUAACUAUCAAACCGGUUCAAGUGCUGAUGUCGACUUGUCGGAAACAUCUUCCCAGAAGCGUCUCUUCUCGCGUGCUGCACAUUUGAUCCACGAUACCUUUGAAGUUGACGGCGGUUGCAUCUUUUAUGAUGCACAAGCGGGGAUCGCCAGCGACCACCAUGAUCAGCCCAGCUCCCCAGGACAUGCUGACCCCUUGACCGAGGAUAGCCAGACGGAAAGUCAAGCUACGAGUGGCGAUGAAUUUCCAACUAUUGGCGAGAACGCUUCCUUGAGCCAUGAUCCGAAUAACGCACCGGCUGUUGCCACCUCACAGGCAGCGAUGUCUCCCGAUCUACCUGCCGCCUUCUCGCGGACGUCAAGAAUGUCGAAAAAGCCUGCCGAGAUAUUGGGCUUCUCGACUCCUGCUGCAACUUCGGUCCAUGGGGAUGCCCUACCCGGGCCCCAGCUGUUCAAACCCUUUCAAGAGAAGGCCCUCGACUCUCUGCUACGCCGGUAUCCUAGGGGAAAGCUAUGGACGUUUGAUUCUGAUGGUGGUGUCACCUCAUCGGAGGAGGAGGAGGAAUGGCUUCAGCGUCCGGCGAAGCACCCAGUCCAGCCCAACAAGGACGUAAUGCGACGGAAAGCUCGAACUGUGCGUGCUAAGUCGGAUGCCAAAUUCCUUUCUAAGCACUUCCCAGGUGUCCGGCAACUGCUAUUCGUCCCUCUUUGGGAUGCCGGUCGCUCGCGGUGGCUCAGCGGGUGCUUCGUAUGGUCGACUGAGCUUAGCCGGGUCUUCUCUAAGCAGAGCGAGCUAUCGUUUCUAACUGCAUUUGCCAACUCUGUGAUGGCAGAGUGGUCGAGAAUAGAUACGGAGAUCGCGAAUCGAAAGAAAGGAGAUUUUAUUGGCAGUAUCUCCCACGAGCUGAGAUCUCCCUUGCAUGGGAUACUUGCAAGCGCAGAGUUUCUGAGUGAUGAAGUUCAGUCCACCUUUGAGACGAGCAUGGUUGAGACGAUAUCCAGUUGUGGCAGGACCCUUCUUGAUACGAUAAACCAUGUAUUGGACUUCUCCAAAAUCAAUCAUUUCGAAAGCACAUGGCGAAAAAGCAGACGUGGGAUUCCUCGGUCUGCAAGUGGAGUGGCUAUCAAACAAUCCGAAUUACCUAUGAUCAAUCUCUACGCGGACAUUGAUGUCUCAGUCGUCUGUGAGGAGGUUGUUGAAGGGAUCUUUGCUGGCCAUAUUUUCCAUAGUGGCAAUACCACGAAUUUCGACAUGACUGAGGCUCCACGGAAGACUAUGCCUGUGCAAUUAAAAGGCCCGUUGCCCUCCCAGCCCGAGGCAGGGUCGGGUGCCUUCCAACAGCCGGAAGUUGCGGUCAUCUUUGAUGUCGAUCAAGAAAAUUACCAAUUUACCACACAGCCUGGGGCUUUCCGGAGGGUUGUCAUGAACCUCCUUGGCAAUGCCCUUAAGUAUACAUCCCACGGGUAUGUACGUGUCAAGCUGACCACUGCUCCAAUAGAGGAUUUCCAAGACCUGGAGACUGGGGAAGUAAUCCCAAGAGCCAUGGUUACCUUGACUGUCUCAGAUACCGGCAAAGGAAUUUCGCCUGAAUUUCUGCGAUCCAAGUUGUUUACGCCCUUUGCUCAGGAAAACGCUCUGUCCAGUGGAACAGGUCUUGGUCUUUCUAUUGUGAAGAGCAUUGUUCAUAUUCUUGAGGGGGAUAUUACCAUCGAGAGCGAGGUUGGUCGUGGAACGCAGGUUCGGGUGAGCCUGCCACUGCUGCGAUGGAUCCCAAAUACUCUUGAUCAUGGCUCCGUGACCAACGCGAGGUCCGUCGCCUCCGCUGCACGCGAACCCGAGGAAUCGAUUUCGAAGCUACGAUGCAGUCUAUUAGGCCAGAGAGUCACGCUUCAUGGGUUCGACAUUAGAUAUCAAGACCCCGUAUCCCACAAAAUGAGUCAGCUCCUUAAGAUAUCUGUCAUGAAUUUCCUCACGAACUGGUAUGGGUUGCAAGUGGUGCCUUUCGGUCAGAAAGCCGAGCUCAUUAUUUCUAACGAAGGAAAUCCUGCCGACAUCUCCAAUUCACUUCCCAGAGCCGCGUCCACCCGCCGCAAACUCUCGGUCAUUAUACUCUGUUCGCAUUCUUCACGCGUUGGGCGAGUUGCGGCCGGAAAUGGCACAAAGUUAAAUGUCGGAUAUGUUACCACGCCCGUUGGGCCGUUGAAAUUAGCCAAGGCUAUUGUUCAAUGCAUGCAGGGAUCGAAUACACCCACACCUGGACCAAUGGAUGGUGCAUCGACGGGGUCUAAAGACCAUGACUUGAGCAAUACUUUCGAAGAAAUGUCGUUAAGCCCUGCAGGAGGAGAGGUGUUGGAUAAUAGUCGCAUGGCAGCCGUUAGUGAUAAUGCACGCAAUGCAAUUGAAAGUCCCACGCCAAACGCAUUGUUCGAGAAGGCUUCUGAGUUUCCGUUCCCUGAUAUUCCUGGCCGAUCAACUACCUCGAAGGCCAAAGAUAUGUCCGAAGUUAGCAAGUCAGCUCAGCGCCCAUCUUCCAGGGAAAGUACAGGUACACUGCCUCAAAGUCCGAACACUUCCAGGGCCGGGCCAAAAGAGGAUGUCCCAAUGACGAGACCAUCAUUUCUACUAGUAGAUGAUAACGCAAUUAACCUCACACUUCUCAGUACAUCGAUCGGCAAGAGAAAACACAACGUCAUCGACAGAGCAAUGGAUGGACUUGCAGCUGUGAAGAAGUUCCUGGAUCGACAGGAGGGGUACGAUGUCAUAUUCAUGGACAUUUCUAUGCCUCUACUUGAUGGAUUUGGAGCCACGAAACAAAUCCGAGCCAUUGAGGCAAGUCGGAAGGAUAGAUCCCGAGAAACCGGCGAAUAUUCCUCACCCGUCACUCCUGCGUUGGUCAUCGCCAUUACUGGUCUUGCUUCUAGCGAUGAUCAAGCUCAGGCGGCAAAUGUCGGCGUGGAUUUGUUCCUCACGAAACCAGUGUCGUUCAGGGAUGUUAAUAAGAUGCUCGACAAUUGGGAGGCGAAUAGAGAGAAAGACACGACCUCGUCAUCUAUAUAG